Microthlaspi erraticum is the source of this 1320-nucleotide messenger RNA. NCBI's taxonomy places the organism in Eukaryota, Viridiplantae, Streptophyta, Magnoliopsida, Brassicales, Brassicaceae. The record is from the annotation of a GenBank genome assembly.
AUGGAAUCAUCAAGAAACAAGACAUCAGCUGUUAUGCGUCGUCUCCGUCCAUUGGCUGGAUCGUACAGAUAUUAUCCAUACACGCCGGUGAAUGUUUCUGGGAAGAAGGAGAUGAGAGAGGAGGUUGUGCGACUAGGAGUUGAGCUGUCUUUACACGUGGCUCGAUCCAUGUUCUUGCUAAGUGAUGACAUUAGUAGAAUGUUAGGGUUCUGCUAUAGGUUAUUGAGAUAUGUGACACCGUUGAGGAAUCCCGUGAUAGACAGGCUGAUUCUUGUAAUGCAUUUUGUCUACUUCAAAGACAUCAAACCGAAGAAGAAGAACAAUGGUGAGGAUGAUUGUGGAAGCUCUGAUGAUCAGGAGCGAGUUUUUGCUUUGAUCAGGGCGGCUUGGAAGGAUUUCGGUGCCGGGAUCUUAAUCUUGGGACGCCUUUGGUUGGCUCUCAUUAGAAAUCCUGACGGUUUUGAUGGUUGUCAAAUAUCUAGGGCUAUUGUGAGAUUCAAGCAAGACGUGCUGAAGAGGCUAGAUGAUAAACUGGAGGAUGUGAAUGGGUUUGCGAGGGCGACGUUAGAGUCUAACAUUUCUGACUUGUGGAAGUCUCUCUUUGAUGUAGAAGAUAAGGAAGCAGCCGAAGUGGUACUGAGUAGGGCGCUUAGAGAAACGUUUACUCCUAUUUUGGGCAAAGGGAAGGAAGCUGAUAUACCGGGACUAGUGCGCAUACAUCCUCCUUACAUUCUCGGGGAGGAUUUCAAAACGGAGGAAGCGAAAGAGGAGGUUGUGAGACUAGGAGUUGAGCUCUGCCUCUACGUGGCACAAUACAUGUUCUUGCUGUGUGAUGACAUUCGUAAAAUGUUGAGGUUUUGCAAUAGGUUAUGGAGAGAUACAACAAGGACAGGCCACGUGUUGGAUAGGCUGCUUCUUGUUAUGCAUCAUGUCUACACGAGAUACAUGGAACCAACCAAGAUUGGAGUGCAUGGCAAGAAUUCUGUCCAUUGGAAAUCGGUCGUGAGGACUCGGAGGGAUUUCUCUCGUGGAUUCAUGCGUCUGAGUAGCGUGGCACUCUCUCUCAAACAAGGAAGAAAAUGUGGCCGAGAGUGUACGAGACCUGUUGAGACAACGGUGAAGGAGUUGGAGGAGAAGUUGGGGUGUGUGGAGAAGAAGGGUGUUGCUGAGGCGAAUGGUUUUGACAGGGAUGCCAUUGAGCCUGAGGUUUUGGAGAUCUGGAAGUCUCUCUUUGACGUAGAGGCCAAGGAAGCAACACCGACUCUCCAAGCCAUCAAAGAUGGAAUUCUUCGUGACUUAGCUUGUUUCAACUUGGCUUGA